UGCUCGCGCACGUCUCAUCCCCCCUUUUGAGUACCGCACUAAGUCUUAUUCUGGGGUGUCGGGAGCGUCGCGGCGCUCACACGAACGACGCACUGCACGAUAGCGACGCGCGGCUCCCCAUUUAGGCCCAGUGCUCCGAACUCAGUGCUCCAUUUUCGAUCCAGAGACCCUUAAAGGGCCCAGCAAAAAUUCCAGGCGAAAAUGGCUUCUUCCAGUGCCGUAGCUAGAAGUUCCAAGUACUCGUACAGGUCCAGUGGUACCCAGGGCGGUGCCGACGUCAGCAUCGAAUACAGUGCUGAUUUGACGGCUCUCAGCAGGCUCGAGGAUAAAAUUCGUCUUCUACAAGAUGACCUCGAAGUAGAAAGAGAACUCAGAUCGAGAAUCGAAAGAGAAAAAGCCGACCUGAGCGUCCAAGUCAUCCAACUUUCCGAACGUCUAGAAGAAGCUGAAGGUGGCGCCGAAAGUCAGUUCGAAAUCAACAAAAAACGCGACACCGAACUGCUGAAGCUGCGCAAACUGCUCGAAGAUGUGCACAUCGAGUCGGAAGAAACUGCCGCCAUCCUGAAGAGGAAACACCAAGAGAUCGUGGUGGAUUUCCAGGAACAAAUCGACACACUUGCCAAGGCCAAAUCUAGGGCCGAAAAAGAAAAAUCAAAAUUCCAAAGCGAAGUCUACGAACUCUUGUCGCAAGUGGAGAGCCUGAACAAGGAGCGCAUCGUUUCGAUCAAGCAUUCGGAAAAAUUGGAAGUCACCAUCAACGAGCUGAACAUCAGAAUUGAAGAAUUGAACCGUACCGUUGUUGACAUCACUUCGCACAAGCAACGCUUAUCUCAAGAAAACUUGGAACUCACCAAAGAAGUACAAGACAUCAAGGUCAAUCUCGAAAACGCCAUCUACCUCAGAAGUCAAUUGGCCGGUCAACUAGACGACGCCCGUCGUCGCGCCGAAGAUGACGAAAGAAGACGCUCUAUUUUGGAAGCCAACCUUCAUCAAGUUGAAGUUGAACUUGAAUCUGUCAGAGUCCAACUCGAAGAAGAAAGCGAAGCCAGGCUAGAUCUUGAAAGACAACUAGUCAAAUCUCAAGGAGAAGUUCAAGUAUGGAGAUCGAAAUUCGAAAGCGAAGCAUCAGCUCGUGCCGAAGAAGUAGAAGAAUUACGUCGCAAGUUCAGCGCCCGUCUUCAAGAGCAAGAAGAACACAUCGAAGCACUCCUGGUCAAGACCAACAACUUGGAGAAGCAAAAGUCGCGCUUGCAAUCCGAAGUGGAGGUGCUCAUCAUCGACUUGGAAAAGGCCAACAACACCGCCAGGGAACUGCAAAAGCGCGUCGAACAGUUAGAAAGAAUUAACAUCGAUUUGAAGAGUCGCUUGGACGAGACCGUUCAAUUGUACGAACAAACCCAGAGGGAGUUGAGGGUUAAGGUUAGCGAAUUGCAAAGAACAGUGCACGAAUUGGACAAAACUAGGGAGCACAAAGAUGCUUUGGCUAGGGAAAAUAAGAAAUUGGCUGAUGACUUGGGUGAUGCCAAAGCCACCAUUAGCGAACUCACUCGUCGUUUGCACGAAAUGGAACUCGAACUUCGUCGUUUGGAAAACGAACGCGAAGAGCUUACAGCAGCUUACAAAGAAGCUGAAGCUGGCAGGAAAGCUGAAGAGCAACGCUCGCAACGUUUGUCCGCUGAACUGGCCCAGUUCCGUCACGAAGCUGAAAAACGUUUGGCUGAAAAGGACGAGGAAGUUGAAGCUAUUCGCAAAGCGACCAGCAUUGAAAUCGAACAGCUCAGCGCCCGUGUUGUCGAAGCCGAGACCCGUCUCAAAACCGAAGUGACUCGCAUCAAGAAGAAGCUCCAAAUCCAAAUCACCGAGUUGGAAAUGUCGCUGGACAGCGCCAACAAGACCAACAUCGAUUUGCAAAAGACGAUCAAGAAACAAUCGUUGACGCUCACCGAGAUCCAGGCGCACUACGACGAAGUCCAGAGGCAAUUGCAAGUCACUCUGGAUCAACUCAGUGUGGCUUCCAGAAGAGUGCAAGCUUUGACCGCCGAAGCUGAAGAAAUUAGGGGCAACUACGAAGGUGCCCUCCGCGGUAAGAAACACGCCGAACAAUUGUACGAAGAAGCCAGCACUCGCAUCAACGAAUUGACCACGAUCAACGUCAACUUGGCCUCGUCCAAGAGCAAAAUCGAGCAGGAAUUGUCUACCGUAGUGGCCGACUACGACGAAAUCACCAAAGAAUUGAGAAUUUCCGACGAACGUUACCAACGCGUCCAGGCCGAAAUCAAGCACACCGUCGAAAUUCUCCACGAAGAACAAGAACGUGUCGUCAAAAUUGAAGCCAUCAAAAAAUCUUUGGAAAUCGAGGUCAAGAAUUUGUCGGUGCGUUUGGAGGAGGUCGAGGCUAACGCCAUUGUCGGUGGUAAGAGGAUCAUCAGCAAAUUGGAAGCGCGUAUUCGCGACAUGGAAGCCGAAUUAGAUGAAGAAAAACGUCGUCACGCUGAAACCAUCAAAAUCCUUCGCAAAAAGGAGCGCACCGUUAAAGAAGUCAUGAUUCAAUGCGAAGAAGAUCAGAAAAACAUUGCCUUGUUGCAAGAGACCUUGGACAAAUCCAACCAGAAGCUGGUCUUGUUCAAGAGACAGCUUCAAGAACAGGAAGGAAUGUCGCAACAAUCUGUCACCCGUGUACGACGUUUCCAAAGGGAACUUGAAGCAGCCGAAGAUCGUGCCGACACUGCCGAAAGCAGUUUGUCUUUGAUCCGUGCCAAACAUCGUACUUUCGUCACCACCAGCUCAGUACCUGGCAGUCAAGUAUAUUUGGUUCAAGAAAGCCGAACCACCACCGAGAUGUAAACGCACCCUUAGCUUUUUAACGCCCACAAAAAAAUUUAAAAAAGUUUUACCUUUAUAAUAUUCAUCGUUCGUGCACAUAAUAAUAAUAAUAAUAAUAAUAAAUAAAUUGAUCUUAGAUGUAUAAGUACAUUAUAUUAUAUAUCCUAUACCACUCUCUUUGAUUGUGUUUUUUUUUUUAUAAUUUAAUUGUAAUAAUAAUAACAACGUAAUUUUUGAAACGUACAAAAGUUGAAUUUGUAGGUUUCAGAAAUGAGGGCUGUGGCCUUUUGAUGAUGAUUUUUUUUUUUAGAGAUGCAGGGGUAAAUAUAUUUGUAAGUUUGAAUGUACUGUGUAAGAAUUAAAAAAUUUAAAAUAAAGUUGCUUGUAUAACAGUAAUUGUUAGUUGUUUUCCUUGUUCCUGUUUUCCCUUUAUCGAGAUAAGAUCCGAUGAAAUUUCAAAUUUUUUUUUUGUCGAGAUUUUGUAUCCUAA
Messenger RNA from Ceutorhynchus assimilis (cabbage seed weevil), 3313 nucleotides. Lineage: Eukaryota; Metazoa; Arthropoda; Insecta; Coleoptera; Curculionidae. The record is from the annotation of a GenBank genome assembly.